This is a messenger RNA of Eubalaena glacialis (North Atlantic right whale), 5079 nucleotides long. RefSeq names its product pumilio RNA binding family member 2 (gene PUM2). The transcript has 21 exons. The record is from RefSeq and is a predicted model, not a curated record. Bases 148 to 3345 code for a protein of 1065 amino acids. Gene Ontology annotation, biological process: miRNA processing; regulation of mRNA stability. Gene Ontology annotation, cellular component: cytoplasm; cytosol. Lineage: Eukaryota; Metazoa; Chordata; Mammalia; Artiodactyla; Balaenidae. Gene Ontology annotation, molecular function: mRNA 3'-UTR binding.
GGGAGGUAGGUGGAGAAAGAAGAUAUUGCCACCACCGAAGGCGGAGGAGGGGAGGACGGCCAAGAGCGACGCCGCCGUGUGCCCAACGGUCGGUGUCCCCGGCUGAGGCAGCGCGGCCGCAGCAGCCCCGUUUGAUCUGUGGAUGAAAUGAAUCAUGAUUUUCAAGCUCUUGCAUUAGAAUCUCGGGGAAUGGGAGAGCUUUUGCCUACCAAAAAAUUUUGGGAACCUGAUGAUUCAACAAAAGAUGGACAAAAAGGCAUAUUUCUUGGAGAUGAUGAAUGGAGAGAGACUGCAUGGGGAACUUCUCACCAUUCAAUGUCCCAGCCUAUUAUGGUACAGAGAAGAUCUGGACAGGGUUUUCAUGGAAACAGUGAAGUAAAUGCAAUAUUGUCUCCGCGAUCAGAAAGUGGAGGCCUUGGUGUGAGCAUGGUAGAAUAUGUAUUAAGUUCUUCUCCUGCUGAUAAAUUGGAUUCUCGAUUUAGGAAGGGAACUUUUGGCACUAGAGAUGCUGAAACAGAUGGACCUGAGAAAGGAGAUCAAAAAGGCAAGGCUUCUCCAUUUGAGGAGGACCAAAACAGAGAUCUUAAACAAGGAGAUGAUGAUGAUUCUAAAAUAAAUGGCAGAGGUUUGCCAAAUGGAAUGGAUGCCGAUUGCAAAGAUUUUAAUCGUACUCCUGGAAGUCGUCAAGCCUCUCCAACUGAAGUAGUUGAGCGCCUGGGCCCCAAUACUAAUCCCCCAGAAGGAUUGGGGCCUCUUCCUAAUCCUACAGCUAAUAAACCACUUGUUGAAGAAUUUUCAAAUCCUGAAACUCAGAAUCUUGAUGCCAUGGAACAAGUUGGUCUGGAUUCCUUACAGUUUGACUAUCCUGGUAAUCAGGUACCAAUGGACUCUUCAGGAGCUACUGUAGGCCUUUUCGACUACAACUCCCAGCAGCAGCUCUUUCAGAGGACUAAUGCACUGACAGUUCAGCAGUUAACUGCAGCUCAACAGCAGCAAUAUGCAUUAGCCACAGCUCAGCAGCCACAUAUAGCUGGUGUAUUCUCAGCAGGCCUUGCUCCAGCUGCAUUUGUGCCAAAUCCAUAUAUUAUUAGUGCUGCUCCUCCAGGGACUGAUCCGUAUACUGCAGCAGGAUUGGCUGCAGCAGCAACAUUAGCAGGUCCGGCAGUGGUUCCACCUCAGUAUUAUGGUGUUCCGUGGGGGGUGUAUCCAGCCAAUUUAUUUCAGCAGCAGGCUGCAGCUGCGGCAAACAACACAGCAAAUCAGCAAGCAGCAUCACAAGCUCAGCCUGGACAGCAACAGGUUCUUCGUGCUGGAGCAGGUCAGCGCCCUCUUACUCCCAAUCAGGGCCAGCAAGGGCAGCAAGCUGAAUCACUUGCAGCAGCAAAUCCAACUUUGGCUUUUGGUCAGGGUCUUGCUACCGGCAUGCCAGGCUAUCAAGUACUAACUCCAACUGCCUAUUAUGAUCAGACUGGUGCCUUAGUGGUUGGCCCUGGAGCGAGAACUGGCCUUGGAGCUCCAGUUCGAUUAAUGGCUCCAACACCUGUUUUAAUUAGUUCAGCAGCAGCACAAGCUGCAGCGGCAGCAGCAGCUGGAGGAACUGCAAAUAGUCUCACAGGCAGCACAAAUGGUCUCUUCCGGCCACUUGGCACUCAGCCACCACCGCAGCAGCAGCAGCCGCAGCAGCCGAGCACUAAUCUGCAGUCUAAUUCAUUUUAUGGGAGCACUUCUUUGACUAAUAGCUCCCAGAGCAGUUCUUUAUUUUCUCACGGACCUGGCCAACCUGGAAGUACAUCUCUUGGCUUUGGAAGCAGUAGCUCUUUGGGUGCUGCUAUAGGCUCAGCCCUCAGUGGAUUUGGUUCAUCAGUUGGCAGUUCUGCAAGUAGUAGUGCCACAAGGAGAGAGUCUCUAUCUACUAGCUCUGACUUGUACAAAAGAUCUAGUAGCAGCCUAGCACCCAUAGGGCAACCAUUUUACAAUAGUCUGGGAUUUUCCUCCUCUCCAAGUCCAAUAGGCAUGCCUCUGCCAAGCCAAACUCCAGGACAUUCACUUACGCCACCGCCAUCACUUUCAUCACAUGGAUCCUCAUCCAGUUUGCAUUUAGGAGGACUGACAAAUGGUAGUGGUCGAUAUAUCUCUGCAGCACCUGGAGCAGAAGCAAAAUAUCGAAGUGCUUCAGGCACUUCCAGUCUGUUUAGCUCCAGCAGCCAGCUCUUUCCUCCUUCUCGGCUUCGGUAUAAUAGGUCUGAUAUUAUGCCUUCUGGCCGAAGUAGAUUAUUGGAAGAUUUCAGAAACAACCGCUUCCCAAACCUUCAACUUAGAGACUUGAUUGGACACAUAGUUGAGUUUUCUCAAGACCAGCAUGGUUCUAGAUUCAUACAGCAAAAGCUAGAGAGAGCUACUCCAGCUGAGCGACAGAUGGUAUUUAAUGAAAUUCUACAAGCAGCCUAUCAGUUAAUGACAGAUGUUUUUGGCAACUAUGUUAUACAGAAAUUUUUUGAGUUUGGGAGUUUGGAUCAAAAAUUAGCCCUGGCUACUCGUAUUCGUGGUCAUGUUCUACCCUUAGCAUUGCAGAUGUAUGGCUGCCGUGUUAUUCAGAAAGCAUUAGAGUCUAUUUCAUCUGACCAGCAGGUAAUUAGUGAAAUGGUAAAGGAGCUAGAUGGUCAUGUACUCAAAUGUGUGAAAGAUCAAAAUGGAAACCAUGUUGUACAAAAAUGUAUUGAAUGUGUUCAGCCACAGUCACUACAGUUCAUCAUUGAUGCUUUCAAAGGACAAGUGUUUGUACUUUCAACUCAUCCUUAUGGCUGCAGAGUAAUCCAGCGCAUCCUAGAGCACUGCACUGCAGAACAGACCUUACCUAUCUUAGAAGAACUUCACCAACAUACAGAGCAGUUGGUACAGGAUCAGUAUGGCAAUUAUGUUAUUCAGCAUGUACUGGAACAUGGUCGACCUGAAGACAAGAGCAAAAUUGUUUCUGAAAUCAGAGGAAAGGUCUUAGCCCUGAGUCAACACAAAUUUGCCAGCAAUGUAGUAGAAAAGUGUGUUACUCAUGCGUCCCGUGCUGAGAGAGCAUUACUGAUUGAUGAAGUUUGCUGCCAGAAUGAUGGUCCUCACAGUGCCUUAUACACCAUGAUGAAGGACCAGUAUGCCAACUAUGUAGUUCAGAAGAUGAUUGAUAUGGCUGAACCUGCUCAGAGAAAGAUAAUCAUGCACAAGAUUCGACCUCACAUUACUACUUUGCGCAAAUACACAUAUGGGAAGCAUAUACUGGCCAAGUUGGAAAAAUAUUAUUUGAAAAAUAGCCCAGAUCUAGGGCCUAUUGGAGGACCACCAAAUGGAAUGCUGUAAAGGAAGAAGAGAAGAUGAUGUAACCGUGUGAGAGGAACGUUUCUUUUGUGAAUUAUCAAAACACAACUCAACUAUGAAUCUUCAAAUUUUUUUUAAAGUGAAACUAUUUAUUGACUUUAUUCAUCCAUUUGUAAAUUUUUUAAGGUUCUUGUGUAUAUUUGGGGGUGGGGGGUGGUGAAUUAUAAAUUAUAUUCAGCCCUGAGUGGAGACCUAUCAGAUUGGAUUGCUGACAAAGCACAGAAUGCCUGUAUAUGAUGUAACUGUAUCAAAAAAUGCUGUCACAUAUUUUGUAAAUUUUUACCUUGUAAAGUCACAAAAAUAGUUUUUAAAGGAAAAAGUACAGUAUUCUUUUAAUAAACUGGCUUGCAGUCUGGUAGGUCUACGGACCCCAUAGCACAACAGGUUUAUAGAAAUGUAUAUAGAAAUAUAGUCCUUAUGGGUUUUUUUUGUCCUUUGUGUGAAGCCUUUUAUAACAGAUUAACAAUCAACUGCAUAAAUAUUAUUAAUAUUUUUAAAAGAAAGUUAAGUUGUAUUUUGGUAAUUCACAAACUAUCAUGCAAAUAAAAACUCGGCAAGUAAGACAAGAAUUAAGUGAUUUGAAAUGAAAAGAACUUACAUUAUUUACAGUAGAUGUGGUUUUAAUACAAAUACUGCCCCCCAAAAUGUCUCUGGCAAUGUACAGAAGUAUUGUAUAUACUUACAUAUGUAAUUGUUGUAAGAGGUAGAAAAAACAAAAUCAUGGUGACACUUCCAGUUAAGUACGCUAAACGAAAAGUUAAGUUCCAUUUUAACUUUUCAGUUUGGUUUGCAAUGAGAAAGAGUGGAGAUUUGUAUAUUGUUUUGCUUAUAGAAUUACAAGGACAUGUUGAAAAAGUGUUGAGAUUUAUUUUGCUUUUUCAUAGUAGAUUCAGAAAGUAGGAACCAGAUAGAGGUGAAAAGGGGCCACUGAAAAGUGAAUUUGAUAGCUCAACAUUUAAGCAUGAUUACAUAUUCAGAUAGCUUUUUUUGCUUCCUAUAAAUAUAUGCAUUGUGUGUGUGUAGUAAUAGAUGUAAGUUUACACUUUGAAAGCAAAUCUUGUUUCAAUGUUUAUUAUAAAAAGCCUUGCUAAUUUAGUAAUGAUGUUUUCUUUGGUUGUACAGGUGUACAUUUGUAAACCUUAAUGCUGUAAAUGGAAUUUGUUUUAUCUCUUUGGGAAACAUUUGCAUUUUAGUGUACAUUUAUGUCCCUGCCCUCUGACCUGGCAUAUAGUGUUGUAUAAUGUAAAUUUAUUUCUCCAAAUCAAGAGUGAUUUUUUAAAAAUUUUUUAUCUUUAUAUGGUUUCAGAAGUAUGAACCAGCUUUCUUUUUAUUAUUGUGAAAAACAUUUUGUUUUAUAACAUAGUUGUUGACUCUGUUAAUAUGGACAUGCUAGGAUUUGGAUCACUUUCAAGAAGUCAGGGUAUUGUGCAUAAUAGAAAGUAUUGGACUGAGAUAUUUGGUUACCAUGGAGGCCAAUGCUUUUUCCAUCUUAUUAAAUGUGAUGUGACUUUUUUUCUUUGUACAGAAGAGUACUGUAUUUUUGAAUAGCCUACUCCCAAGUAAUAGCAAAUCUGUAUGAUAACAUUUUUUCUCUGGACAUAAGACAUAACAGUAACAUGAUGUACAUUUACAAGCGGCCUUAUGUACAUUUCCCAACAAUCUUUUUAAGGCAAAAUUGUGACCAUAUGUGUAUAAUUAAAAUCGUUUUUAAUCCUU